Molecule: messenger RNA, 1476 nt
Organism: Cottoperca gobio
Lineage: Eukaryota; Metazoa; Chordata; Actinopteri; Perciformes; Bovichtidae
Product: mitochondrial carnitine/acylcarnitine carrier protein-like
Exons: 9
Coding region: 190-1089 (299 amino acids)
Biological process (GO): carnitine transmembrane transport; mitochondrial transport
Cellular component (GO): mitochondrial envelope
Molecular function (GO): O-acyl-L-carnitine transmembrane transporter activity
Source: RefSeq, a predicted model, not a curated record
CCUCGUACUUUACGUGGCAGCAGACAGACAGUUAUAGAAGCAGGCAGACAGGCUGUGUGUCUCACCACUCCCACACACACACACACACACACACACACACACUCAGAGAGACAGACGGUGUGUGCAGACUCUGUUCGGUGUGUAGCGGACCCUGGCCCGGCUGUGUGGUUUGGCCAUGCGGGGGAGACGAUGGGGGAAGAGGCAAGAGUUUCUCCGCUCAAGAACUUCGUGGCUGGGGGGGUCGCCGGAGCCUGUCUGCUGCUGGCCGGACACCCUCUGGACACCAUCAAGGUGAGGCUACAGACGCAGCCCAAAGCCCCCAGCGCUCAGUAUGUGCUCUACACAGGAGCGUAUGACUGCUUCCGCAAGACCGUAUCCAAAGAGGGUGUCCUCGGCCUCUAUAAAGGUAUGGGGGCUCCCCUGGCAGGCGUGGCUCCGAUGAUGGCCAUCAGUUUCUUUGGGUUCGGUCUGGGUAAACAGCUCCAGCAGACAGACCCUAACAAACCCCUAACGCACACUCAGAUAUUCCUGUCUGGCUGUCUGGGCGGAGUCUUCACGACUGUGAUUGUGACUCCAGGAGAGAGGAUCAAAUGUUUACUGCAGGUGCAGGCUAGCGGUGGGAAGUCGAGGUAUGCGGGUCCACUUGACUGUGCAGUCCGGCUCUAUAAGGCGCAGGGGAUCCGCAGUGUCUACAAAGGCACGGUGCUAACGCUCAUCAGAGACGUGCCUUCUAAUGGUCUCUACUUCCUGACAUAUGAAUACCUCAAAAACGUCCUGACACCUGAGGGUCAAAGCGUUUCUCAGCUCAGCACUCCCAAGAUCCUCCUGGCCGGUGGCAUCGCCGGGAUUUUAAACUGGACGAUCGCUCUUCCUCCAGAUGUCCUCAAAUCCAACUUCCAGACAGCUCCAGAUGGGAAGUACAGAGGUUUGCUGGACGUCCUGAGAACGCUGCUCCGAGAGGAAGGACCUAGAUCCCUCUACAAAGGCUUCAAUGCCGUCUUUCUACGAGCCUUUCCUGCCAACGCGGCCUGUUUCUUGGGCUUUGAAAUGGCAUUAAAGGGAUUGAACACGCUCGCGCCCAGCUGGUGAAGAAUUCAGUUUGUUGUGAAGAGGCCACCAGUCUGCACCAGCGUCUCGUGGAAACAAAGUCACAUUUUAUGACGUUGAAAUGUGAUGAAUUAUUGUUUUUCUUAAACGUAAUUUAACAUUUUAUUUGACAAAAUAUUUUUCUUGAUUGUUAUUCUUCGUAAUGAAGAUUUUACGCUCACUUCUUGUGAGCAAUGGUACAACAUAAACGCACACUUAUGAAUGUAUUAUUUUGAGACAAAGCGUAAUUAUGCCUUUUCUCACUUUUCAAGUUUGUUUUUAUGUUUUUAAUUUAUAAACUCUGCCAGAAGAAGGCUCGGGGAGUUUUGUAAUCUUUGUGAUUCAAGUGUUAUAAAUUAUAAUAAAGUGUUUUGGAAUUUGCCAUACAAA